AGUGCUUCACUUGUGGCUCUGGACAAACGCUGUCAGUCGGAUAGGCGUGAGCAGCAGCCUCCCACUUUCAUCGCUAUAACAACCACGGGGCGGUCUGCUCCGUGCGCCUCGAUGGCACAGCUCCGCCGCAGCAGCAGCCUGGAUGCAGCGACUGCCAGGUGUCAUCCUCCGACCUCAGCUCACCGCGCACCGCCUGCCUCUGCACGCGGAGGAGGAGGGGGCUCCGGGGGAGAGCCUGCCCGUAUUUCCCCGUCACAGUGAACUGAGCAGUGGGGAAGCUCACGCCGCUGAACCGCUACGUCAAAGAGAUUAGUCAAAUAACCUCUCGGACUGUCGGACAUAGCUCCUCCUCGAGCCUGGAUGUCAGUGUGUGGUGCACUGACAAGCGGAUAGACACCACAGCACUUUUGCUUCUCUUUUCUUUUUUUGGAGGGAAGGGGGCUGCCUGGCUGCUUGGGUGAGGUGAGGCAGCUGUAGUGUAGGGCUCCUCCGGCGUCUUCUUUAUCUCCUGCCUUUCCGCCCCCACCAUCGUCGCGACGAAAUGGCGAAAGAAAACGGCGAGUCCGGUGACGGCUCUUCAUGGAAAAAGCACGUCGAUGAUAUUAAGAAAAUCUUUGACUUUAAGGAAGUCCUUGGCACAGGUGCAUUUUCUGAGGUGGUGAUGGCUCGGGAGAAGGCCACGGGGAAGAUGGUGGCGAUCAAAUGUAUCCCCAAAAAAGCACUUAAAGGCAAGGAGACCAGCAUCGAAAAUGAGAUUGCGGUGCUCAGAAAAAUAAAACAUGAAAACAUUGUGGCCCUGGAGGAUAUUUAUGAAAGUUCAAACCACCUUUACCUCAUCAUGCAGCUGGUGUCGGGAGGCGAGCUCUUUGAUCGCAUUGUCGAAAAGGGCUUUUACACAGAGAUGGAUGCUAGUCGCCUCAUUCGACAAGUGCUGGAUGCAGUAAACUAUCUUCACUCCAUGGGGAUCGUGCACAGAGACCUAAAGCCAGAGAAUCUGCUCUACUUUAGCCCCCAUGAUGACUCAAAGAUCAUGAUCAGUGACUUUGGCCUGUCCAAGAUGGAAGGCACUGGAGAUGUGAUGGCCACCGCCUGUGGGACCCCGGGAUACGUGGCCCCUGAAGUAUUAGCACAGAAGCCCUACAGCAAGGCAGUGGACUGUUGGUCUAUUGGAGUUAUUGCGUACAUUCUGCUGUGUGGAUACCCGCCCUUCUACGAUGAGAAUGAUUCCAAGCUCUUUGAGCAGAUCCUGAAAGCGGACUAUGAGUUUGAUGCUCCGUACUGGGAUGACAUAUCAGACUCUGCCAAAGACUUUAUCAGCUCACUCAUGGAGAAAGACCCAGAGAAGCGCUUCACAUGUGACCAGGCGCUGGAGCACCCCUGGAUUGCUGGGGAUACAGCUCUCUGCAAGAACAUCCAUGAGUCCGUUAGCCGACAGAUGAGGAAAAAUUUUGCCAAAAGCAAAUGGAGGCAAGCCUUCAAUGCCACUGCAGUGAUCCGGCACAUGAGGCGUCUGCAGCUGGGCACUAGUUUUGGCAGCAGUAUCUCCAGUUCUAACUCAGUGUCAGGACCUCAGAGCCGUGGCCCAGCCAAGAGUCAGUCUGUGGACUGUGCCCCCCUCUCCCUCAAGGACUGUGCUCCUAUUGCCCCUCUGCCCUCUGCUGUCAAAGCUUACACUCAGGACUCAGGACCCCCCUCCCCUGUCCGGGAGGAGCCCCCUGUGGUGCCAGAGGUGCCCCGGCCACGCCCCUCCACGGUCACAGUCAUCCACACUGGGACUAAAUGACGCCAGGUUCCGCGGGAGGUCAGCUGGGAGACUACGGAGCUCUGAGAUGGGACAACCUGACCCGCUCUCAAAAAUCCGAGUCAUCUGUUCACCCAGUUUGCCCAUCCCGCCAUCUCCUGUCUGUUUUUAAGGAGGAAUUCGUUCAAGAAGGGGCUUCAUUCACCACGAUACAGAGGGUGCUUGCCUUGUGGUUGACAUUGAGACCUAGAAAUGCAGUGUAGGAAGGCUCCAUGUUUUUGGUGUGGACAUUUAUCCUACAUCACUGCGACUGGUGUUUGAGCUGGGGCAUCCCACACAAAAGGUUACUAAAAGCUGCUGUUGUUUUUGACUGAAGAGUGUCUCAAUACGAUGAGGUUCUCCCAUUGUAAUGCCUUGUGUAAAUAUAUUUUGCCUGGACUUCUUGUGGAGUGGAGUAACGUUAUGCGAGUGAAUCAUACGCUUGAAGCACUGGUAAAUAAUCGUGACUGCAUCUGCACUCCUCUGACAGCUCUUGUAAAGAUGUUGUGAUAUUUGAUUUUGCUACACAGGGUCAUAGCUCCCACCAGUAAAGACAGUUGUGUUGUUUAUUUGCUUAACGGUGCAUGGACUGACCUGUGUGCUUCAAUAGGCGAUCAGAUCUUCUUGUUUCUGAGGUCUCACAAACAUCUUUUAGUUUGUUGUUCCAGGGCCGUUCAGUCAAAGGAUUGGCCACCUUUUACGAUGUCUAAAAUUGUAAAUGUUUCAAUAGCCUUAUAUGCGGUACUUGCCAUGCCAUUUGAUUCAAAAGAGCUCCAACUUUUAAUUUCAAACCACUUCAGAAAAUACAAUAAUGUAACCAGGAUUUAACAUUAACAAAUUGGCUUGGGACCUUAAAUUAUGUCUUACAUUACAAUGGCCCCUCAUAAAUUAGCCUUUUAUUAUUUGCUUUGGAGCCUUAGUCUGUGUAAUCUAUGAAACAGUAAAAAGACACAAAAUUACAUAAUCUUUAAGUUACUGGUCCAUUUUGGAACAACUAGAAGGAUGUUUUCACAUCCUCACCUACAUGGGAUAAUGUGAUUGCUCAUGCUACAAUCAUGGUGCGAUUUAAUGAAGGGACAAUGAAUUAUUUAUUUUCUUACAAUGUAUCAAUGACUUUUGUAAGAAAUUGUAAAUGUGUAUCAAGACAUUAUAAUGAAUGAUAUAAAUAUGUGACUAUUUCAGCUUUAGUUGUUUUGGACAUUGAUUUUGACUGUGAAAUUCUCCUCCACCACAAGGGGGCAACAAUGUGUUGUGGCUUUAUGACCAUUUCUCAGGGAAUGUGCUUUAACAUGAAGUGAACCAAACCUUUACAGUGAUCACACCGUGCUGGUGUUUGAGAUGGGUCAAAAAAAACUGAAAAGAAAGUAUCUAAACGCAGCAUAUUGUUCUGUACUGUGCCAUCGGGUGACCAUUUUAUUUGAGUGAAUCAUACGUGGAUGGUUUCCCUUUAAAGAAAAUCAGAAUACAGGUGCAUCUCAGAAAAUAGGAGAUUUUGAAAAACAAAACAAACAUAUUUGCACAUUGAAGCCAUUUGAUUUAAGAAAUAGACAUAAACAUUUCAUUUAUUUCCCUGCUAAAAUAUUCAAUAAUAAAAGAAGACAAUUUAUACCUCUGCUAAGGCAUUGAUGGUAACUGGCAUUGUUCAUACAUCUAGAUCAGGGAUAUCUAUGGAGGCACAAAACUUUAUCACUGUGGGACUUUUUUGACAUGCACCUGUAUACAUUUUUAUUGAAAAUAUUUAACUGAUGUCUGUACUCAAAAGUGACAAAUAAUGAAUGCAAAUUUACUCAAAUGUAUCUUGAUAAAGAUUGUUCCUAUUUAAGCCGAAUAUUUAAAACUCAGUGGUGUGCAGUUCAGUGGUUGAAAUAUCGUGGCUCGUGUCAAAACAGCUCACUCAGUCUCUCUAUGUAAUCACUGUGCUUUCAUACAAACCUGUUGAAUUUUACAGACUUUGCACUGCCAGGAGAAUUCUGUCUUGUAUUUUCUCUGGCUAUAGCUGUAUUUGAUUUCCAAUAUCCAGCCACUGUGAUGUCAUAACAUUCUAGAUGGAAGGCAGGAUAAAUAUAUACUAGAAUUAGUUCUGUGAUAUUUUGGUGUAGUUCAUGGUUAAUAAUACAAUGCAAUUACAGGGCUCAUCAAACUAAAACAAAAGAUGGCAUGAUAUUACAAGUCUUCUCUGUCAACACUAGGGUGAAAGGAUUUUUUAAGUAAAAGUAAGGUGAUGCAUAAUGAAAUCACGCAGGGAUGACAGGAUAGAGCAUGUGGCCAUACGAUAGAGACAGGAAGUUUAUGAAAAUGUAUUGUACUAAAACGGUACGAUUGAAAACUGACUCCUUCCUUCCACCUUGUAUAUGGCAUCACCAUAUUCUCGACGGUGAAAACAACCCUUUCAUCAGAACCUCUUGAGGGCUUUCUGAACAUUUCCAAAAAUACAAUCUAAUCUUGUGACAAGCCUUUACUGUAAAUACAAGUCUCAACAACAGUUUAUUUGGGUCUUGAGUGUUUAUUUUGUCUUCCCACUAAUUUUCCCUUAAAAUAAGAAAACUAAAAUCUGUUAGUACGCAUGUUUCAAGCUGUUCUUUGUAGAUGCAUGUAUUAAAAACAGGCUUGUUUGCAA
Messenger RNA from Periophthalmus magnuspinnatus, 4397 nucleotides. RefSeq names its product calcium/calmodulin-dependent protein kinase 1Db (gene camk1db). The record is from RefSeq and is a predicted model, not a curated record. NCBI's taxonomy places the organism in Eukaryota, Metazoa, Chordata, Actinopteri, Gobiiformes, Gobiidae. Gene Ontology annotation, cellular component: intracellular anatomical structure; cytoplasm. Gene Ontology annotation, molecular function: calcium/calmodulin-dependent protein kinase activity; ATP binding; calmodulin binding. Gene Ontology annotation, biological process: peptidyl-serine phosphorylation. The transcript has 11 exons. The coding region runs from base 542 to 1783 and encodes 413 amino acids.